CACAAGACACUUAGUAUUUUCUUUAAAAAAAAGGGGGGGUGGGGACGACUGCUAUUGCGAGUAACAAUAUCAAAGAGUCUAAAGGAGCCAAAAACGAGACAUAAGUGAUACUUAACUAAGUAGGCUCCUUUUCUAAAUUCUUGAGUCUCUCAUUUAAGACAGAAAGAAAGAAAGACAUUUCCAUCAUUUAAAUCACAUGGUUUACGGGGCUGGGGCUCCAAGAACAUCAUGACUUUCAUAACGAGGAGUCAGCAACGAUCCUUGCUGGAGUCACUCAACGCUUCGUUGUCACAUUCCAGUUCCCACACCGCAAACCGAGCACAACAGCAGCAACUUCUCCUGGCAUCCCGAACUCGGGGCAGCCGCUGCAUCGCUCCCGCGGAACAGCAACAACCCCGACCCGCCGCCUCCCGACGCGUUCGGGCUCGACACCCGCUGCCGGGCAGCGCUUCUCAGGUGUGAAGAGCCCCAGGGACGGCGCUGCCCUGCGUGACCACCGCUCGCCCGGCCAGCCCGCGCCCGAGGUGCCGCUUUCGAACCCGCCGCAGCCCGCACCGCCCCGGGCGGGGAUACCCGCUGACCGCUACCCCGGGGAGCGCGGCCCCCGGCCCGUCGCCACCGCGGAGCCCGGCAGUGAGGGAGGGACGGGGGAGGCGGCCGGGGCGGAGUGAGGCAGAGGGCAGGGCCGGGAGGUGCCGCAGCCGCGCUCCAGCUGCCCCGACACCGCCGGAGCGGAGGGUCCCGCCGCCGCGCGCGCCAUGUCCGGCCGCCCCGCGCCCGACGCCGAGCCCGGCCGCCCCCCGCGCGCCGCUGCCAGCAACUUUGAAUCUCCACUGAUGCAUGAAGUCCCAGAGCACCAAGGCAGCAGCACAGACAGUUCGGCAAGCAGCUUGGGAAGCUCUGUCACAGCAUGUAAGAAGAUUCUCUGCAGUAACAGUCUGCUAGAAUCAACAGACUACUGGCUGCAGAACCAGAGGACACCAUGCCAAAUCGGCUUUCUGGAAGACAAGUCAGAAAGCAACUGUGCCUCAGUUUGUUUUGUGAAUUUAGAUGCAAACAGAGAUGAUUGCAGCGAUGAGCAAGUGAAACAGAGGUUGAUCAGCGUCUCUCCAAAUCUCCCCAAACUCAUCAGUUCGAUGAACGUGCAGCCACCAAAGGAAAAUGAAAUAGUCCUCCUGAGCGGAUUAGCAUCAGGAAACCUUCAGGCUGAUUAUGAAGUUCCCCAGUGUCCUUGGCUGGCAGAUGUCUGCCUGGUUCAGUGUGCGAGGGGGGACAGGAAAAACAGCACAAGCUGCAUCAUUUUUGAAAUAAACAAGUUUCUGAUUGGACUUGAGCUUGUUCAGGAGAGACAGCUGCAGAUUGAAGCUCAUGUCUUAAAGCCCGAGGAUGACACAAACUGCUCAGUGUCCUCAAUAGAGGAAGAUUUCCUCACAGCAUCGGAGCACCUCGAGGAUGACAAUGAAGCUGAAGAAUAUAAAACUGGUCAUGAAAAAUUAAGUGUUUCAGAAGCAUCUUCAGAUGUCAAAAAAAAUAAAGGAAAGGGAUUUGAAAAUCUCCACUACAGAAAAGCCAGGUUGCCAUCCAUUCUUGAAGGGAACUGCAUUAAUAAAGAUAAUUCAGCUACUGGAGUCUCUGAAGUGGUGAAUGUUGUGGCUGAAGAGCACAUCUUACAACCUGAAGAUAAGUCAGACCAGGAAAUACUGUGGCAGAAGGCAUUAGCUGGAAGAGCUACUUCAUCCUUUAGCACUACUAAUUUGGCUAGUGAGGUUGAAAAUUCCCACUUAGUGUGCAUGUUAGAAGAUGUAUCUUUAACCAAAAUGGCUAAAGAGGAGCUGGAGCCUCUGCAUGACCCGACAGCGAUACACAACAGUAAGACAGAUGGAGAAAAUUGCGCAGGUAUUGGGAAAACUGAUCCUCCCUUGCAAAAUGAGCGGGCAACUACAGGUCAGUAUGCCACAAAUUUAGCAGAAUCUGUUCUUCAAGAUGCGUUCAUUAGACUGUCACAGUCUCAACCCACUUUUAGUGAGGAGGCAGCAGUCAGCAUCUCCGUAGGAAGCUCCUGUAAGUCAGAUGAUGUAUCUGGCUCCCGAUCUUGGAAUGAACUCCCCAAGAUUGUCAUAGUGCAAAGCCCAGACAGUUCUGAGAAUGUAUCUGACUGGCCAGGGUCUGCCUUCCCCAACCUGUGCCACUGGACUGAAUCAGAAAGUUCUGCUGAAGUUUCAGAUUACUUUGAGGAAGAACAUUCAAACCGACAUGGCCAGAGUGCACUGGAAGUGGCUUUGGCUUGUGCAGCCACUGUUAUCGGAACCAUUUCCAGUCCCCAGGCUGCAGAAAAAUUCAGACGGGAUCAAGAAGCCACAGACUCUAAAAGUGAGGCGGUUGGAAAUGAAGAGCUACACACAGCACCUUCACAGAUAGUUGAUGACUGUGCUGGCACAGAAUAUUCAUUUCCAUCUGCACUGUGUGGCAUGACUCAAGUAGCAAGUGCUGUAGCCGUCUGUGGUCUGGGGGAAACAAAGGAAGAGAAGUACCCUGCAACUUCGAGUGGACUCCUGUCUGCUGCUCAGACUUCUGCAGCUGUUACUCUUCAUUGCAGCAUAGCCAUAGGAAGCAGCAUGGAGAAGCUAAAUGAUAGCAUUGCAGAGACACUUCUCAAAGAGACAUCAACAAUUUUGACAAAACCUAACACAUAUAAAAAUGUAGGGCAUUUUAUGGAAUCCAUAAAUGGAAAAAUUAUUGAAACUGCAGCAAGACCACGGAUUCCAAACAACGAUGAAGUAAUCAGGGAUGAGCUUGCACAAAACUUAUCCAAUAUUAUUCUACGACAUUCUAUUGAAGCGGUUAGGAAGAAGAGACAGUUACACCCCUGUUCAGAAAAUGGCUCAAGUACGCAAGACAUUUUCAUGGACACUGCAAAUGAGUUGCUUUUUAAUAUAAUAUAUUUCACUUGCAAGAAAAUGAAUGACAUUAGACAAGUGGAAGAGUGUUCUCCUCUCUUUUCCGAGGGUACAAAAGCAGAGAAAGUAACAAGAGCAGAAGGAUGGUCAUCACAGGCAACAGCACAUGAAACUUCACGUGGCCCCCUUAAUCACUCUGCUGUUAAGUCAUUUAGUAGCUCUUACAGCACUAGUGAUAGCAAAGAUCCUAGAAAUGCCACAAACAUUAGGAAAAGUAGUAUGAAUGAUGUAAACACCAAGGAAAGUGCCACACUGAGUUCAGAACUCACAAGUAGAGCUGCAGGGCAUAAUGCAAAGACAUCUCCCAAGAAAAGAUAUCUGAAAAGAACUGCACGAGACUGUUGCAAAUCUCCAAAUCAAGGUAACAAUCAUCAUAAGAAGAAAGACUACAGAUCAUUUUCUGACAGAGAAAAUGCCUUUGCAAAUGAUGAAUGCAGGCAUGGCGUUCAAGAACAGCUGUCUUCCAGUGCCACCAUGAACGCAGAAAACCAGGCCAAGCUUAAGCAUGAUGCUGUACUAAAUAAUGAUGUUCAGGUUAGCUUGUCUUUAUUAGGAAAUAAUGUGUUGGUUCCUUCUCAGCCUGUGCUACAGGUGAAACAUUCAAGGGACAAAUAUUGUAUAACAGAUUUUGCAGAAGAAUUGGCAGAAACAGUUGUCUCUAUGGCAACAGAAAUAGCCGCCAUUUGUCUUGAAAAUUCAAAUGGAAAGCAACCAUGGUUCUGUGCAUGGAAGAGAGGCAAUGAAUAUCUGGUGACCCAGAGUUUAUCAUGCAGAACCAUGAAAAGAAAAAAGGAAACCCAUGCUAAUGGUUCAGUUGUUCGGAAGCACAGGGCACCUAGACUUAGUGAGAUCAAAAGGAAAACAGAUGAGCAUCCUGAGCUAAAGGAAAGAUUGAUGAAUCGGGUAGUAGAUGAAUCUAUAAACCUUGAGGACACACCAGAUUCAGUCAAUAUCUUUGCAAAUGAAGUGGCUGCCAAGAUCAUGAACCUCACUGAACUCUCCAUGGCCGACAGCAUCUGGCAAGGUCCAAACCACCCCAGGAACAGGCUGCACUGUGACAGAUGGAGCCGAGCCAAGGCCUCAAGCUGUGAGAGCAUACCAGAGGAGGACUCAGAUUCCAAAGCCCCUUUCAAUACCCUAAGCCUAAUGAACACCUUUGGUCAGUCUGUGAGCCAGACAAGUUCUGUCUCAAAGCAGUCUAGCUGUGAAAGCAUUACAGAUGAAUUUUCAAGAUUUAUGGUGAACCAGAUGGAAAAUGAAGGAAGAGGUUUUGAUUUAUUAUUGGAUUACUAUGCAGGAAAAAAUGCAAACAACAUCUUAACUUCCGCCUUACAACAGGUAGCCAAGAAAAAUGGUCAUCUUAAUGUAAGACCAAGUUGCCCAUCCAAACAGUCCAGCACAGAAAGCAUAACGGAAGAGUUUUAUAGGUAUAUGCUAAGAGAAAUAGAAAAGGAAAAUAAAGAUAAUGCAUCUUCCCCUCGGAAUUCAAAGGACUGGGGCAGCAGUUUGCUACCACCCUCUCUACGAUCACCUUUUUGCUUCAGGCAGUCAUCGAUGCCUGAUAGCAGAUCAUCAGGCUCUAGGCUCACGGUUAACAUCCCAGUUAAGGCAAAUUCAUUAGAUGGAUUUGCCCACCAUCACCAAGAUUCCUUAAGUGUACAGCCAGUCAGUACCGGGGCUUCUUCAGGUCUUUGCAAGUCUGACUCCUGUCUGUACCAAAGAUGCAAGGCUGACCAAAUAACAGAUAUGUUGAUUCACGAGACAUGGGCAAGUUCUAUUGAAUCUCUAAUGCGCAAGAACAAAAUCAUAGCAGACGAGGAAGAGGCUGCAGAGGCAGACCAGUUUCACAGUGAUUCCCCACCACACGUGGAACAAUAUGCAAACAGACUGGCCGCAAAUAUUGUUGAAAGUGGUAAAAAUUUAAUAGUUGUCCAGCAGGAUUCCUUUGAUUACACAAGCCGAGAACACAUCUUGGAAAGUAAACAUCCCCCAAGUGCAACUCCAAUUCAGGUAAAACCCAAAAGGGAUGAAGUAAAUCUGGAUGAGAAAAAAGAGCAUAUGAAGAGCCCUGCAUGCCUCCCCGCAGGUCAGCACAGGGAAGUGCCUUUGAUUCAGAUAGAAACCGAUCAGCGAGAUGAGCCAGAUAAAGACUCAGAGUCUUUCACUUCAUGUGACCCUUCUGGAAUGGAACAUCAAAGCAAAGAAAAGCCUCCAGAAGUUUUUGAUGCAAAGCACACAGUCUCCAGUUCCCUACUAAACAGUCCUCAGAGCAGACCAGAUGCUGAAAUCAUUGGAGAGACAAAAACAGCUGAAGAAUUUCCACACCACCUCAGCAGCAGUGAAGAAAGCACUGGCAGCUGGUCCCAGCUAGCUAAUGAUGAGGACAAUCCUGACGACACAAGUAGCUACUUACAACUCAGCGAGCGAUCCCUGAGCAAUGGCAACAGCAGUACAACUAGCAGUCUUGGCAUUAUGGACCUGGAAAUUUAUCAGGAGAACGUGCCAUCUUCUCCUGUGAUUAAUGAAUUAGUAGAAGAAAAGGUUUUCCUUAAAGAACAGACAGAAAAUACAGAGGAAAGUACUUCUGCACUUUCAGUGGGAACAGCCAAUUGCCAAAAGGACCUACUGGUGAUAAACUUCGAUCUGGAACCAGAGUGCCCCGAUGUGGAACUGCGAGCCACCCUGCAGUGGAUAGCUGCUUCUGAACUUGGAAUUCCAACCAUCUAUUUUAAGAAAUCUCAGGAAAACAGAAUCGAAAAGUUUUUAGAUGUUGUGCAAUUAGUUCAACGGAAGUCCUGGAAGGUGGGGGAUAUCUUCCAUGCCGUGGUGCAGUACUGCAAGCUCAGCGAGGAGGCCAGAGAGAUGGCACCAAGCCUGUUCGACUGGCUUCUCGAAUUGGGUUAAGAAGGUUCACCUGUGCAGCAUUUUUGUUUGAUUCCAGUUUAAGUAAGCAGUGGUUUGUAUAACACUCUGAUUUCUGAACAUCACUGAAUAAAAUGAGCAAAGAUAUACAAAUUCUACAGAAACAGCACAAGUCCAUUCCACAAGUGAACAAGGAGCAAAGUGAAGCCAAGGUGUAUUGUAUAUGUCUGUAUCACGAGAGGCUCCUGACAUAUUGUGCUACAGGAGCUACUGUAGUAGGAGGGGAUGGAUUUAUAGCCUUUUGAAUUAAUGGACUGGACAGUAAAGGCUUAAUUAAGUACUAACUUGUUCCACUUUCAUCCAUUUGAUUAAAUCAUACAUAUAGUUUUAAAACACCAAUAUUUGUGCAAUUUAACUAUUAGAACUAGAGUGUGUUUCAGGAUGCCUAGAGAUACCCAUGUCCCUACAUUCUUUUUUCUUUUUAGUCCCCAUAAUUUGCUAAGGGGUAAAAACUUUUUAACACUUAAGAACUUUGCAGUUAGACAACACUACGAAAAGCUGCUGAAAACGCAUUUUAGUUUCUUUCCAUGUGAUUAUUUCUCUUCCAUGGCCAUUCCCCAUUUCUGCCUUCUCAAGGAAAUAAAAUCUAGACUCUUAGUUAUUACUCUUCCCAAACUCCAUCCUUCUCCCAUGGAGGCAGCGUGGCUCAGCACAGCUGCAGCUCUGCCAGGCAGGGCUCCCGGUUUCCAAGCCCCAUCCCAGCACAGACCUGCGCGGCCUUGGGCGAGUCACUUCACCUCUGUGCCUCAGCGUCCCUGCCUGGUUAGAGGGAGCAAUGGUGGUACAUUUGUUACCUAAAGUGCUUCUGUUCAAAGCACUAUGUAACACACUACAUAUCAGUUAAAAUCAGUGAAAAAAGACAAUACUAUUUUAACUUCAGUUUAAUCAAAUAAGUUGUUAAUAAGGUAAAUAAAUGCAUACCUGAAGAGAGUACCAUCUCAUCAUUAAAAUCUUAAUUUUUGUAACUUACAAGAAAGCAAAAUGAUUAUUAAAAUUUCAACAGACAUAUUUGUUCAUUUUGGAUAUAAGUGUUUGGACUAUAUGUGAUAGUUCAUCUUGCUAUAACAUUUAUAUAACUGUUUGAUAAGAUAUACUAUGGUAUCGUCUUGUUGAGAUGAUCUGUUAGUAUCAUGCACUUAAUUAUACAUUCUCUUGACUUGGCCAAAGAGAUUCAUUUUGAAUUUAAAGGUAAAAAUAACUUAUCACAUCACAGCUCUUCUGCAAUUUGUUUCUUUGAAAAUAUUUCUCUUUCAUCUCUCCCUACGUGAAUAGCAUACUAGAAAACCUGCCUGCUUUUCCCAAUAAAAUAUUUAAGAGAUGUUUUAUUUUCCAUAGCAGUAUAAACUUCUGUAAUAUUUCUUGGAGGAAAAAAAAAAAAAAAAAAAAAAAAAAACAGAAAAAAACCCUACCCUUUUGCACUAAAUAUUUUUGAAAAUUUUAAAGUAGUUUUAAAUAAUUUAUGAAAAAGAGCCAUAUUCUCAAUUUUAUCUUUAAAACCAUUCCUAAACUUGCAUGAUUGCAUCACUCAUUUGUUACGAAAUAAAAAUUAGUGAAUCAAAAUCUAAUGUGGAACGUCAAACAGGAUGACUAAUUCUACAUCUACUCUUCCGUGUACACAAAACAGCGAAGGUCACUUUACUGCCAAGAUAAAGGUCAAUUUAUUGCACACACUGAGCGUGACUGUGCAGCCCCUGAGCCUGUUCAUUUGUAACUCCCACCAACAUGAGUGGCAGCUCUGAAUGCUCAGCAUUUCUGAGGCUGAAAGUUACUAAAAAGCACCAUGUAUAGACUGUUGUUUGAGUGCUUUGUUUGAGCUAAUAAAUGGGAAAGUGUAUUUAUUUUUAAACCAAAUACAGUUAGUUGUCAGUAUACCAUUUUUUGCUGUGAUAGAAUAAAUGUUUACUUAUCCUACAAAGCACAAGUAUCAUGACAGAGGUGUAACAGUGUGAUGCAGUUUCUCUGUACAGUAGUUCUUAAUGUUGCAAUUUAUUCAGAAAUAAAUUUAUGUUAUAAUGUG
This is a messenger RNA of Columba livia (rock pigeon), 7896 nucleotides long. RefSeq names its product SPHK1 interactor, AKAP domain containing (gene SPHKAP). Gene Ontology annotation, cellular component: cytoplasm. Lineage: Eukaryota; Metazoa; Chordata; Aves; Columbiformes; Columbidae. Gene Ontology annotation, molecular function: protein kinase A binding. The coding region runs from base 759 to 5861 and encodes 1700 amino acids. The record is from RefSeq and is a predicted model, not a curated record. Gene Ontology annotation, biological process: intracellular protein localization. The transcript has 12 exons.